CAGAAGCCAAAGAUGUUGACCAGGAAGAUUAAACUCUGGGACAUAAACGCCCACAUCACCUGCCGCCUGUGCAGCGGCUACCUCAUCGACGCGACCACGGUGACCGAGUGUCUGCACACCUUCUGCCGCAGCUGCCUGGUCAAGUACCUGGAGGAGAACAACACCUGCCCCACCUGCAGGAUUGUCAUCCACCAGAGCCACCCCCUGCAGUACAUCGGCCAUGACAGGACCAUGCAGGACAUUGUUUACAAGCUGGUUCCAGGCCUCCAGGAAGGAGAAACCAAAGCAGAUGACAGCGCGAGCAAGGAGGCGGCGGAGGAGAAGCAGGAGGACGACAACGACUACCACCGCAGCGACGAGCAGGUCAGCGCCCCCGCGCCCCUCCGGCUCCUGAGCCGCAGUGGGGGUGUGCAGGCCUCGGCCCCCAAACGGAGGGGAGCUGAGCCGCACCCUGGCCUGGGCACCGCCCCAGUCAGGAGGUGGGAGCUGCGGGCGGGGUGGGCUGUGGUCAGAGCUCCAGAUGUGCGCAGAGGCCGGGCGGUGGGGCCCCUUCAUCUGAGCCCCAGAGGACAGCAGCCUCCGGGGGUGGCACAGGUGACACUCUCUGCUUCAGACAGGAGAAGAUGCCCUAGUGCUUCCGUGGCUGCCUGGAAUAUUCUGAGUCCAGUGGUCAGGAGGGCAGGCGCGGGGGGACGGGGUGGCUGCCCACCCACUGGGCCGACACAAAAGACCCAAAAGGCUGAAAACCAGAACCAACGGCUGUACGUCCACCAUGCUCUGCACUGCCGGGCGACUGUCCGGCUGGGCCAGGGCUCCUUGCCGCUGCUGGAGAGCCGGGCCAGGCCCCCGAGGCCGCCCGACUGCGCCCCGGGGCUCUGCCCUGUCUGCCGCGCCGCCCCUGCGUCGUCCUUUGUGAAGAGCGAGGCCACUGCCUUUCCCGGGGCGGGCGGCCACGGGGGCCCCCUGACCCGGCUUCUGUCCCGCCAGCUGGACAUCUUAUGCAACGAGGAGAUUCUGGGCAAGGACCACACGCUCAAGUUCGUGGUGGUCACGAGGUGGAGAUUCAAGAAGGCGCCUCUGCUGCUGCACUACAGGCCCAAGAUGGACUUGCUGUGAGGGGCGGCGCAGCCGGCCCGGCCCGGCCGCGAGGCCCGCGUCUCUGAUGAGGACAUUGGUCACUUCUGUCCGGGAGGGCACCUGGACUCUGCAGCAGCACGUUGGGGACAAGCGCCGCGGCCGCCGGGCCCUGCCCUGCUGCCCGCCAGGCCGUCUGCGCCAGGGCCGGAGGCCCAGGACUCUGCACGCUCCCUGAGUCCUGUUCCCGGCCACAGCUGCGGUGGUGAGUGUCGCCUCGAGCCCUGCAGACCGGGCAGGAGCCGGGUCCUGGCACGGCGGCGCGGAGCCGGCCCAGCGGGCAGGGCAGCCCCACCGGAGGCCCUUAGUGCUGCGCCGGACGCCACCACGCCACCCUGGUCGUGCCAAGUGGCGAGCGGGGGGUGGCCACG
Messenger RNA from Condylura cristata (star-nosed mole), 1505 nucleotides. It is a transcript of the gene PCGF3, whose product is annotated as polycomb group ring finger 3. Gene Ontology annotation, cellular component: PRC1 complex. The coding region runs from base 13 to 1116 and encodes 367 amino acids. NCBI's taxonomy places the organism in Eukaryota, Metazoa, Chordata, Mammalia, Eulipotyphla, Talpidae. The transcript is spliced from 7 exons. The record is from RefSeq and is a predicted model, not a curated record. Gene Ontology annotation, biological process: regulation of transcription by RNA polymerase II.